AUGUUCCAAGAGUACACGAGUCCGGAUAAGCUACGUUUCCAGGAAAUGCCGGGGGACAUGACGACAGCAGAAUUGCGGUUUUAUGUCAAACAAAGCCGUGAACGCGCAAAAGGCUUUGGCGUACUAACGGGUGAGGGAGUGUACCAUGGAGAUUUCGUGUUCGGACUGUCGAGCACGAUGGAAAACGUGACGACAGGCACAGGAUUGCUAGCGUACCCUAGUAAACCGGAGAAGCCUUCGGACGGUCGUGGAUCAUGGACACCGCCGAUUUCGAUGGCAGUGACCCAGUACCACGUGGUUCUGCUGUUCGCACGCCAUAUUCAAGUCGUGUCGAAGCUGAGUGGCGUGGUUGUGAUGGAAGAAUCGUUCGACGCGCGAGUAGGCAAUGUGAACGGCAUUGUUGUGGAUGACACGUUUAACACAGUGUGGAUCCACUCAAGCCGUCGUAUCUUGGAGGUAGUUAUUGUUGACGAGGACCGCGAUGUAUGGAAGCUAUUCUUGAGCAAGGCUGUGAUGGGUAACGGUGACGAUCGCGAUUUUGAGCAGGCCUUGGCUGUCUGCCGCAAUGGAUGGGAACGUCAGCGCGUGCUGACAGCACAAGCAGACAAGCUCUUCGAUAAGGGGAAGUUUGAUCGUGCUGCUGUUAUGUACGCGAAGACAACGCGUUCGUUUGAAGAGGUGGCGCUGAAGUUUCUCGAAAUCGAGAGUCGUGACUCGUUGCUGUUAUUCCUGCUGCAGAAGCUGAUAGGCUUGGGAAGUGACGAGAAGACACAGCAGACUGUCUUGUGCUCAUGGAUCGUUGAACUGUUUCUAGAUAAGUUCAAUGUGCUGAAGGGGAGUGUGCAAGAUGUUGAUGCGCAUGCAAACUUGCUGUUCGAGUUCAAGCAAUUCCUGCAAGAUCAGAAGAGUCAUCUCGAUCCGGCCACGACUUUCAAUUUAAUCCUUAGCCACGGCCGACCGGAUGAGCUUGUGUUCUACGCAACUCUUAUCGAAGAUUACGGAAAAGUGAUUACGUAUCAUGUGGACCGCGGCGAGUACGGAGCUGCAAUCGAGUUGCUUCGUAGCGUAGAAACGUCGAACGUGGAAGAGCUGUGGUACAAGUAUUCACCCGAGCUUAUCAUUCAUAAGCCGAAGGAGGUAUACGAGGCAUGGCUGGAGGCCGCUACACUGAACCCGACGCGUCUCAUUCCGUCAAUUGUGCGUCAUGUGCACCAGAAGAGCGAUGCGGGCGCGGAAUCGGCCAGCACUACAACAAAAAAGUCGCUCCGUUUUGGAUAUGGCCAUUCGGUUUCUGAAGUUUGCCAUCAAGCAGGGCAACCGCGAUCCGACGAUCCACAACUACCUGUUAUUUCUGCUGGCCAAGCACCCUGA
Molecule: messenger RNA, 1371 nt
Organism: Peronospora matthiolae
Lineage: Eukaryota; Oomycota; Peronosporomycetes; Peronosporales; Peronosporaceae
Source: the annotation of a GenBank genome assembly